AUGAAUUUUAACAGACUUGCAAUUGUUACAUUUGCCUUAUUGUUCCUUUCAUUUGGUCUCCUAAUUGGAUCAUACCUGACUUAUUGGACCAAAGUUCAAGUAGACAACCAAUUGGGACCAGGUGUUUUAACGUUCUAUGAUAGUGCCACUGAGGAGAAGAUUGUGGUUGUUGAUGGUCCAAAUGGUGAUCAAGAGAGAAAGAGCACCUCCUGGGAAAAUAUCUACCAGACUCUGUCCGGCCAACCAAUCAACAGACUUCACGAGCGUUCAAUAUUCCGUGCCUCGUUGGCCUUUGCCAUUAUUGCCUGGAUUGUCGAGUUGCCCAUCCUCAUCCUCAUCGGACUGUCCAUCUUUAACGUGUUCAAGAACAAAAAGUUCCGUGUUGGUCUCUGCAUCAGGCUUUUGUUGGGUGCUGCCAUUGCUCUCAACAUCAUCUCUGUUGCAAUCUUUUCAAAGAUUGCUGACUACAGAAAUAAGGAUUGUGUAGAUGCUUAUGACGCUGACAAUGUAAGAUGUACUGGACCAUUCUACAACCAUAUGAUCGGUUCCGAUGAUAAUACCAAGGUUGGAUUGAUGCCUGGAUACCCAUGUGUCAUCUCAUCUACCGCCUUUGUAAUUGUUAGUUUCAUUGUAUCCUUCUUUGCCACUUUCCAGAUUGGCAACGUCCAAUAA
Messenger RNA from Acytostelium subglobosum LB1, 672 nucleotides. RefSeq lists its product as hypothetical. NCBI's taxonomy places the organism in Eukaryota, Evosea, Eumycetozoa, Acytosteliales, Acytosteliaceae. The transcript has 3 exons. The record is from RefSeq and is a predicted model, not a curated record. The coding region runs from base 1 to 672 and encodes 223 amino acids.